Megalops cyprinoides (Indo-Pacific tarpon) is the source of this 2558-nucleotide messenger RNA. It is a transcript of the gene napbb, whose product is annotated as N-ethylmaleimide-sensitive factor attachment protein, beta b. NCBI's taxonomy places the organism in Eukaryota, Metazoa, Chordata, Actinopteri, Elopiformes, Megalopidae. Gene Ontology annotation, molecular function: soluble NSF attachment protein activity; syntaxin binding. Gene Ontology annotation, biological process: SNARE complex disassembly; regulation of synaptic vesicle priming; intracellular protein transport. The transcript is spliced from 11 exons. Gene Ontology annotation, cellular component: vacuolar membrane; terminal bouton; synaptobrevin 2-SNAP-25-syntaxin-1a complex. The record is from RefSeq and is a predicted model, not a curated record. Bases 104 to 991 code for a protein of 295 amino acids.
UAAUCUUGUCAACACCAGGCUGAUGCGGAUAUAUUCUUGCUAGCUAGCUAGCUAGUGUUUGUUUGCCGAAUUGAUACUAUUAGAAGGCUUCAGAUAAACAAAAAUGGACAACUCUGGUAAAGAAAAAGAAGCCAUUCAGCUUAUGGCUGAAGCAGAUAAGAAAGUAAAGUCUUCUGGUUCGUUCUUGGGAGGAAUGUUUGGAGGGAACCACAAAGUAGAAGAGGCAUGUGAGAUGUAUGCCAGGGCAGCCAACAUGUUUAAGAUGGCCAAGAAUUGGAGCGCCGCAGGGAAUGCCUUCUGUCAGGCGGCCAAGCUCCACAUGCAGCUGCAGAAUAAGCACGACUCCGCCACCAGCUUCGUCGACGCCGGGAACGCCUACAAGAAGGCCGACCCUCAAGAGGCUAUCAACUGCUUAAAUGCAGCCAUCGAUAUAUACACAGAUAUGGGACGGUUCACUAUUGCUGCCAAGCACCAUAUCACCAUCGCCGAGGUGUACGAGUCUGAGUUGGUGGACAUUGAAAAGGCAAUCGCACAUUAUGAACAGGCAGCAGACUAUUACAAAGGAGAGGAGUCGAACAGCUCUGCAAACAAAUGUCUGCUGAAGGUGGCUUCGUACAGUGCACAGCUGGAGCAGUAUCAGAAGGCCAUAGAGAUCUACGAGCAGGUUGGAACCAACACUAUGGACAACCCUUUGCUGAAAUACAGUGCAAAAGAAUACUUCUUCAAAGCCGCUCUGUGCCACUUUAUCGUGGACGAAUUAAAUGCGAAGCUUGCUGUGGAGAAGUAUGAGGAGAUGUUUCCAGCAUUUUCUGACUCAAGAGAAUGCAAACUGCUGAAGAAACUGCUGGAAGCUCAUGAAGAGCAGAACAGUGAAGCUUUCACUGAAGCUGUGAAGGAGUUUGACUCUGUCUCUCGUCUGGACCAGUGGUUGACCACUAUGCUUCUGCGCAUAAAAAAGACCAUCCAGGGCGAUGCUGGGGACCUCAAGUGAACGCUGGAACACAGCCAUGGCAUGUCACCCAAAUCAUUCUAUAUUGUUUUAGUGCAAUGGCCUGGUUCAGGUUCUUCUUAGGUUCAGUACUAAUUGCUGCAAUAGACAUAAAUAUAUACAGAGAUAUUUAAAAUAUAUACAUUCCAUAUCUCCCCAAUAUUAACAUGUUUUGAUUUGCGUUGUCAAAUCAAGUGAGGAUCACAUGAGCACCAUCCUAUUUAUGUCCCUCAUGCCUAUAGGAUGCAACGGAAGUGCAUGAUCUUUUUUUUUUUUUUUUUUUUUUUUUUUUGGUUUGUUUGUUUCAGGACUUUUAUGAGUUUAAAUAGUGUUUGUUCAGUUCACAGUGGAAGUCCAGGCUCCCUCUAGGAAAGCUGAGAAAUGUAUUUUUUAUUUUAACUUUCACAUAAUCAAAGUAUUAUAUGGGACUAGUGCAAGUCUUGCAUGAUGCACAUCUAUUGAAGAGAUGCUGUGGGAAUAAGUAUUUUUUAAUGUAUAUUUAAAUGAUUUUUUUUGUUUUAAAACAGUUUUCUGUAAAAGCUCUUGCUUUUUAGUUUUUCUAGUAUUUCUGUAAUCUGUUGCUUCACAUAUCUAUUAAAGGAACAGCAGACUGGACCGUUUCACAUCAUCAUAGAUCAUGAGUCAACUUCUAGUUGACACAUUGAUUUCCAGCAAAAAGGAAGCAGUUUGGUGCUCAGUCCAAUUUCUCACUCAUUUGAAACAUCCAGUCUGUUUUCCAUCAGGAAAUAGAUGACGUUAAACACUCAGAACCUUUGUGAAGGAUAUUGUGGCAUAUUGUUUAUGUUGAAGCAGAAAGGGUGGGGCAAAUUGCACAUCUCUCUUUGAUGAUGAGGGGUAUGUCUUUGAAUCACGUUUUCAAAUGGGGUACAAAGAUUGAUGUUAUUUACCACCAGUUACUGUAGUUGCUGUCUCAUAUAAUUUAAAAAGGUUUUUUAAGCUUUCAUCUGAAUUGCUGGCAUGCUUUUGUUACUCUGUGAUGUCACAAGGAAGAAAUGUAGAAUUCUAAUGGUAGACAUUCACAGUACUGCUUCAGUGAAUUGGACAGUGUGUUUGGACGAAGUGUUUGUUUUUUAGUUCCCAUUUCCAAAUGGACUGUUAUGAGAAAAUCAAUCUCGCAAACAAGUUAUUGAUAUCGAUUUAACAUUUCUGUUACGGUUGUCUCCGUUUACAUUUAAUGGUUUGCAAAUUCAGUUCUCAGUUUUCUGAAGUGUUUGCAGAAAGAGGUGCAUCCGUUUCCCUCAGUCCUUACGACUUUGAAAUUUAACAUGGCUCUGUGUAACACAUUUUAAUGUUCUAAAUGUCUGUCGUGAUAGUGUUGUUCUAGAGGUUAACCUUUUGCACCCCAUAAAGCUCCAGCAUACAGCAUGUCAUUGUGUGUAUUGUAAAGUAUUGUGUUAUGUAAAGUACUGUGAAGUGGAAUAAAUAAAGGUUUUUAAGCCAACAAAGGGACAAUCGACCUUCAUAUGAAGAUUCAUUCCAGUAGCGUAACUGUACCCAUUAUUAUGCAUUGGUUUGUGCUAAUGUACAGUAAUAAAGAUAGAUCUCCAAA